CGUUGCUUGGAUAAUUUCACCUUACUACAUAAGCUAGCUUUUCCGACCUGUUUUACUAUGGCUUCUAUUUCUUCGACUAUUUCGACGACCGAAAAUGCUAGCAGUACUGCUAUAGCAUCUACAAAUCCAGUCCUAACUUCCGCACAUGACUUCAUCAUUGCAGAAGAUGCGAAAACUGCCGCAGAUGUCGUUAACAUACCUUCUGUCACUGGAUCUCGGGAAGAUACAACUACAACUAGAAACGUUGCUUUCGUGUCCCCAAUAACUCGUGAGCAGAUGUUGACUGCGGCGGCCGCGAAUUUGGACGCAAUGCUUGCAAACAAGAACACGGAUGAGCAAAUCAGAAUUCUCAAGAACAACUACCUGCGUCUAGGGGGCCAAUGUCAUGAAUUGAACAGGAGGCAUCACGAAGUAGCCACCUGGCGUAGAGACGUGGUAGCAAAAUUGGACUCUAAUCGAGCACUCGUUUUGAAACAGCUUAAUGUCGAAGACCAGCGUAUCGGUGCUCUGGAAGUUAGGGAAUCUGGUUCGAUGCGUUGGAAUGCUAGUCCUACUGCCGACGGAGCUGCGUUGACAACGCGACUCGUCAAUCAGGCCAAUAUCGACCCCUACGCCGAUAGAAUCAACACAUGGGUCAGUCAAGGGCAAGUCGAGCGCAUCGUCCUCCGUCCCGAAGGUCAAACCAGGCGUGCAGCUACAAGAGUCAUUCGCUCAACCGCUUCCCACAGUUCCAAACGCGCGAUGUUGGUUCAGAGACAGAGUGCCCAGACUGUAAAUGGCCGACCUGCUGUCACCCGUGAACAUGGAGCAGCAGAUUAUCGCUGAGCUGACGACCAACUUGAGAGAAGCCGAGAGAGUUGCGCAGCUCUUGCAGGGACAGAAUGAGUUUUUGCAGGCCUUGCAGCACAAGGAAGAGUUUUUGCAGGCCUUGCAGCACAAGCACGAGUUGUUUCAGGCCUUCCAGCACAGAAAUGAGUGAUUACUGCUGUGCCGCGGCCGAUCUAUGGGUCUACAGAGCGCGCAGUUGGUGGAAGACGUGGUUGAUGAUAAGUGGAGUAAUACCGCCUCGAUCAUGGUGCUGCCGAUGAUGACUGUAAUUUCCUUGGGUUUACUUGCAGCAAGUAGACGCGGUAU
Molecule: messenger RNA, 1134 nt
Organism: Aureobasidium subglaciale EXF-2481
Lineage: Eukaryota; Fungi; Ascomycota; Dothideomycetes; Dothideales; Saccotheciaceae
Exons: 2
Coding region: 58-825 (255 amino acids)
Source: RefSeq, a predicted model, not a curated record